AUGACCCAGUUGAUAAAGUGCGGUACUUCAGACGAUAAUGAAACAAAAGCAAAAUUUCUCACUGGGGUUUUACUUUCAUCUGAGAUGACUGAUAACUUCUACUUCAAUCUGACACUCUUGACACAGGCUUUAAAAACGAAGCAAAAUGGCAUUUUAAAAUGGAUCAAUUCAUUGAAUUGUGAUCCCUUCAAAGAGAUUACACGAUUUCUCGCUAUUGGGACUCUUCAAGGCGCCAACAUGAAGAAACUCAGCGAAAGCCACAAACAUCUCGAAAGAUUGAAAAGAGUCCGUCCUUCAAAUCAAUCAGCACACUGA
Clunio marinus is the source of this 315-nucleotide messenger RNA. The record is from the annotation of a GenBank genome assembly. NCBI's taxonomy places the organism in Eukaryota, Metazoa, Arthropoda, Insecta, Diptera, Chironomidae.